Molecule: messenger RNA, 1600 nt
Organism: Sinocyclocheilus rhinocerous
Lineage: Eukaryota; Metazoa; Chordata; Actinopteri; Cypriniformes; Cyprinidae
Product: cystine/glutamate transporter-like
Exons: 13
Coding region: 62-1537 (491 amino acids)
Biological process (GO): amino acid transmembrane transport
Cellular component (GO): membrane
Molecular function (GO): L-amino acid transmembrane transporter activity
Source: RefSeq, a predicted model, not a curated record
GCUGCAAAACAAGAAACUUCUACUUUACUACUUCUGACUGAGCUAAAUCAGCCAUUGAGAGAUGAGGGCCUCUAAAAGAGAGUCGGCCACUGAUAAAGUGUCAGAUGAAGGUACAGAAAAGACAGUGAAAGACGAUGCAGUUCAUCUCAGGAGGAGUAUAGGCCUGCUGCCGUCUAUUUCCUUCAUCAUCGGCACUGUGGUGGGCAGCGGCAUCUUCAUCGCCCCCAAAGGCGUGUUGAUGAAUUCGGGCAGUGUGGGAUUGUCCCUGCUGGUCUGGGCUCUGUGUGGCGUCCUCUCCACUUUUGGUGCUUUAUGUUAUGCUGAGCUGGGCACGAGCUUUAGAAAAUCAGGUGGUCAUUACACUUACCUGUUGGAGACCCUGGGGCCCCUGCCUGCCUUCCUGCAACUGUGGAUUGAGUUCAUUUUCAUCAGACCCGCAGUGGCCACAUACGUGUCUCUGGCUUUUGGCCAGUAUGUAGUGGAGCCGUUAUUCAUGCCGUGUGCCGCUCCAACAGCUCUGGUCAAAGUCGUCAGCAUGCUGGGAGUCACGUUUGUGGCGGCAGUGAACUGCUGGAGUGUGUCGAUGGCAGCUCGUACACAGGUCUUGCUGACCUUCAUCAAGAUGUUUGCUCUGAUUCUGAUCAUCAUCCCGGGCAUCAUGGCUCUGGUCAAUGGGAAAACUGAAAAUUUCCGGAAUGCCUUUGACUCAGAUUCUUUAUCUCUGACCAAACUGCCGCUGGCCUUUUAUUCAGGUCUUUAUGCAUAUGGUGGAUGGUUUUAUUUAAAUUUCAUAACUGAAGAGGUAAUUAAUCCAAACAGAACCAUCCCACUGGCCAUCGUUUUCUCUAUGGUGACUGUUACCGUGUUUUACGUGCUGAUCAAUGUGGCUUACUACACCAUUAUGACCGCGAAUGAGUUACUGAUGUCAGGUGCCGUGGCAGUGACAUUUGCAAGUCGGGCUCUGCAGGGUGUAGCUCCAGCAAUACCAGUAUUAGUCGCUCUUUCCUGCCUUGGAGCACUUAAUGGAGGAUUUUUUAGUUCACCCAGGAUGUUGUUUGUGGGAGCCAGAGAGGGUCACUUACCAGCUAUCUUCUCCAUGAUCCAUAUCCGCAGACAAACACCACUGCCAGCUGUGCUAUGUUUGUAUCCUCUGGUGAUCAUCAUGAUGGCGAGAGGAGAGAUCUUUCAACUGAUCAACUUUGCAUCCUUCUCCCGUUGGCUCUUCAUUGCCUUGGCCACAUUAGGAAUGAUCAUCCACCGCUACAGAUUUCCAGAUCAUCCCAGACCAUUCAAGGUCCCUCUGGCAGUUGUGGUGAUGUUUACCAUAGUGUGUUUCUUCAUCGUGGGUCUGUCCUUGUAUUCGGACCCCUGGAAUACAGGUGGCAGCUGUGCCCUCACAUUAUCAGGAGUACCUGUGUAUUACCUGACAGUCAAGAAGUCAUACAUACCCAAACGCUGGAAAAAAGCCUUCAAUUAUUUAAGCCUACAUCUGCAGAUACUCCUGGAAGUGGCUCAGCAGGAAGUUCAGACGUACUGAUGGAGCUUCACCAAACUACAGACCUGAGUGUUGCAAAGGGCAUCAAAGUUCAUUUUAGUGGUG